GAUAAUGGACGACGCUGGCGAGAGAAGUCAGCCUCCGCUCACGAUCCGAACCUCAAGAGCAGCGUCCGGCGGCAGCGCUGACGCUUGGCCGCCGGUGGCUGAGGAGCCAGUGAGCCCUACCGCAAGGCUCAUGGAUGGCUUCUACAUCGUCGUCACCAUGGGCCUCGGCUCGCCCCUCGACCUCCCCGUCUUCCGCGCCGGCAUCGGCACCCAGCUCGCCCGGUACCCGCGCUUCCGAUGCAUCCAGGUCACCAAAGAUGGCCAGCCACGGUGGGUGCGUGCGCCGGCGUUGAACCUCGACGACCACAUCAUCGUCGUCCCCAGCCCGCCCGACAUGGUGUCGUCCGACUCGGACAGGGCCGUGGAGGACUACGUGUCGUCGCUGUCCACGGCGCCCAUGGACCGCUCCCGCCCGCUCUGGGAGUUCCACUUCCUCGACUUCCCGACCUCGGACGCCAUGUCCACCGCGGUGUUCCGCGUGCACCACUCCCUCGGCGACGGCAUGUCGCUGCUCACCCUCCUCAUGUCUUCGACUCGCAGCGCCGCCGACCCUUCGAGGCUUCCGGCCAUGCCGGCGCCGCCCGCACGCUCCGGCGACAUCUACGCGCGGCCGCGGCCCCCGAGGUCCGCCGGCGUGCUGGCGUUCAUUGCGUGGCUUUGGUCGUUCGUCGUGCUCGCGUGGCACACCGUGGUGGACGUCACGCUCUUCGUCGCCACGAUCGCGUUCGUGAGGGACCCGCACACGCUGUUCAAGCGUGACAAUGGCGGCGGCGAUGGCGAGUUCCCCCGACGCAAGCGCUUCGUGAAUCGGAGCCUCAGCCUUGGCGACGUCAAGUUUCUCAAAGAGGCUCUCAACUGCACGGUUAAUGACGUGCUAGUUGGAGUGACUUCUGCUGCUCUAUCACGAUAUUACUUCCGCAGGUCUGGUGACGAUAACACGAGGAAAAUCUGUUUGCGAUCGAUCCUCCUUGUCAAUAUAAGGCCAACCACUAGCCUACAGGAAUAUGUUAAUAUGAUAGAAUCUAGUAAGAGUAAUGAAGUGAAAUGGGGAAAUCAACUUGGCUACAUCAUCCUUCCAUUUCAUAUAGCCAUGUAUGAAGACCCACUUGAAUAUGUUCGUAAGGCGAAAAAGAUGGUGGAUAGGAAGAAGAGCUCUCUAGAAGUGGUCUUCACGCACAUGCUUGGUGAAGUUAUCAUCAAAACUUUUGGGGUGAAGGCUGCCGGUGUUAUCUUCCGUCGCAUGAUAUCACACACGACCAUAUCAUUUUCAAACAUGAUUGGGCCAGCUGAACAGGUAGAGUUCUAUGGGCACCAAGUUGUGUACAUUGCGCCCAGCGUCUACGGCCCACCCGAGGCUCUGACGGUGCAUUACCAAAGUUACAGUAACACCAUCAAAGUAAUUCUUGCAGUUGACGAAGAACACUUCCCAAAUCAUGGCCAACUUUUAGACGACUUCACUGAGUCCCUCAGGAUCAUUAAGGAUGGGGCUGUAAGGAAAUAAUGACAACCAAUAAUAAGGAGUGGGUCGACUACUAGACAACGAAUUGAUUGGGUUGAUCAGUUAGCCAAGACCUACAUAUUUUCAAUUCGUAGUAAUAGUACUACUGUACCAUAUAAUGACACUUGUCUGGUAUACACUAUUUGAUUUGUGGACAAUCAAACAAAUUGUAUGAACCAGAACACACCAUAGGUCAUAUUAUGAGUUCAUAAAGCUAGGAAUAAAUUGGACAAGUUAAAAAAAAUCAAAAAGGUAAUGCUUCAUAAAAUGGACUAU
Messenger RNA from Lolium rigidum, 1774 nucleotides. Its product is annotated as wax ester synthase/diacylglycerol acyltransferase 11-like. Bases 5 to 1501 code for a protein of 498 amino acids. The transcript is spliced from 6 exons. Lineage: Eukaryota; Viridiplantae; Streptophyta; Magnoliopsida; Poales; Poaceae. Gene Ontology annotation, biological process: triglyceride biosynthetic process. Gene Ontology annotation, cellular component: plasma membrane. Gene Ontology annotation, molecular function: long-chain-alcohol O-fatty-acyltransferase activity; diacylglycerol O-acyltransferase activity. The record is from RefSeq and is a predicted model, not a curated record.